Molecule: messenger RNA, 1413 nt
Organism: Salvia miltiorrhiza (redroot sage)
Lineage: Eukaryota; Viridiplantae; Streptophyta; Magnoliopsida; Lamiales; Lamiaceae
Product: protein FAR1-RELATED SEQUENCE 5-like
Exons: 3
Coding region: 1-1413 (470 amino acids)
Source: RefSeq, a predicted model, not a curated record
AUGAGAAUCGAGAAACUGCUGCAGGACAUGGAUGUGCAAGUAGAAUGUCAUUGUGGCGAUUCGUCGUAUUUGCAGUUGGGGCCGAUGAACAUAGAUUUGAAUCUUCCUUUUGGAAAUGAUGGCAUUGAAGAUAGUGUUAGUGGGAGUAAGGGUCCAUCGUCAAUUUUUAACAAUGGUGAUGGAUAUGACGAUGGUGAUGAAGAUUGUAAUCGUUCCAAUAAUUUUGACAAUGGCGAAGAAUGUGAUCCGGAAAUAGGUGAUUGUUCGGUACAAGUUUCAAGAAAGCUAGUAGAGGGUUUGCUAAAUGUUGGAUGUUAUGUUGACACCUUGGACGAGGUGCAUGUCUUGUAUCGUGAAUACGGACGAUUGACUGGAUUCUCUGUUAGAAAAGGGAGGCAGUGUUAUUUCUUCAACAGCACGUGUGUUCGGGCGAAGAUAUAUUAUUGUUCAUGUGAGGGCUUUCCUGAUAAUAAGUGCUCGAUCGGUAGAGUGCCUGUAUGCAAGCGACAGUCGUAUAGGUGCAACUGCAAGGCCAAGCUACGUGUUUGUCGAGAUGAUAUUGAAUCACCAUGGAAAGUGACUAUUUUUUACAAUGAGCACAACCACGAGUUGCUUGAUCCUAGUGAGAGUUACUUGCUUCGUUCUGCCCGCAAUAUGUCUCAGUCGAAGAAAACUUUACUUAUAGCUUUGACAUCUAGCGGAAUUGGUGUGAGUCGUGCUUAUCGAUUUAUGGAGAUUGAAGCAGGUUGUCGUGCAAAUGUUGGAUUUUUACGCAAGGACGCGUAUAAUGAGUUGAACCGUGAGCGUAGGAGAAUGUCCAAAGUUCCGAAUGCAGAUGUGAAUAGGUUGCUCGAGUAUUUCACGGACAAAGGAUUGAGCGAUCCUUCCUUUUAUUGGAAGGUGAAGGUCGAUGAUGAUGGAAGGCUGAAAAAUUUGUAUUUUCGUGAUACACGUUGCCUUGUAGACUAUCAACAUUUCGGUGAUGUUAUUUCGGUCGACGCCACUUACAAGACUAACAAGUACGACUUGGUGUGUGUUCCUAUUAUCGGGAUUAACCAUCAUCGUAGCAAUGUUUUGUUUGCUAUGGCUUUCUUGUCGAAUGAGAAGACGGAAUCAUAUGAAUGGUUGUUUGUAACGUUUCUUGAAUCCAUGCAUCGUAAGGAGCCGAUAAUCAUUUUCUCCGACCAAGGCCAAGCGUUAAUGAAUGGGCUCGACAACACGUUUCGCCAAGCAUUUCACAGGUUGUGUCAGUGGCAUAUUAAUAAAAAUGCUGGGAAGCAGUUUGGUAAGUUGAACCAUAAUAGAGAAUUUAAGAGUUUGUGGUACCGUUGUAUGAAUGGUUGUGAAAACGAGAUAGAGUUUGACGCUAGCUGGAAUCGUAUGAUGGAUGAGUUCAACUUAUUGCAAAAUUGA